Zygotorulaspora mrakii is the source of this 1662-nucleotide messenger RNA. It is a transcript of the gene HNM1, whose product is annotated as Hnm1p. The record is from RefSeq and is a predicted model, not a curated record. The transcript has a single exon. Gene Ontology annotation, biological process: transmembrane transport; amino acid transport. Gene Ontology annotation, molecular function: transmembrane transporter activity. Gene Ontology annotation, cellular component: membrane. Lineage: Eukaryota; Fungi; Ascomycota; Saccharomycetes; Saccharomycetales; Saccharomycetaceae. The coding region runs from base 1 to 1662 and encodes 553 amino acids.
AUGAGCUCUACUUUCGAGGGUCAUACGUCUUCUUAUGACUUAGACACGUACUCUCAAAGUGAUGUUCACAAAAGAGAUGCACGUAUAAACAAUGCUGAGAUCGAAUCCCAGGAGAAAAGUACUGACAUCGUUGAUUCCAGGGAUGGUGAGGUUCAUUUGAGGAAGAAUUUUUCAUUAUGGUCCAUCCUUGGAGUGGGAUUCGGCUUGACCAACUCCUGGUUCGGUAUAUCUGUGUCGAUGGUCACUGGUAUAUCGUCUGGUGGUCCAAUGAUGAUUGUUUACGGUAUCAUUAUUGUUGCCUUGAUUUCUGUGUGUGUCGGUGUAUCAUUGGGUGAACUGUCGUCUGCAUACCCACAUGCUGGCGGUCAGUUUUGGUGGUCAUUGAAGUUAGCACCACCAAAGCAUAAGAGAUUUGCAGCGUACCUGUGUGGGUCUUUUGCUUAUGCAGGCUCAGUUUUCACAAGUGCUUCCACAACUCUAUCUGUUGCUACGGAGUUAGUUGGAAUGUAUGCUUUAACUCAUCCAGAUUUUACACCAAGAAGAUGGCAUGUAUUCGUUUGUUUUGAGCUUUUACAUCUUUUCUUGAUGUUUUUCAAUUGUUAUGGUAAAUCGCUGCCCCUCAUUUCUUCCUCUUCCUUAUACAUUUCAUUGUUUUCUUUUUUCACCAUCACAGUCACUGUGUUAGCUUGUUCAAGUGGUAAAUUUAAUGACGCUAAGUUUGUUUUUGCAACAUUUUAUAACGAGACAGGUUGGAAAUCGAGUGGUAUCGCUUUUAUUGUAGGUUUAAUUAAUCCUGCUUGGUCUUUCUCAUGCUUAGAUUGCGCAACACACAUGGCAUUUGAGGUCGAAAAACCGGAAAGGGUGAUUCCAACUGCAAUCAUGGGUACCGUUGCUAUUGGUUUCAUUACGUCAUUUUGUUAUGUUAUUGCAAUGUUCUUUUCUAUCAGAGAUUUAGAUGCAGUUAUGAGCUCAAAUACGGGUGCUCCGAUUCUAGCGAUUUAUGAUCAAGCGUUGAAUUCGAAGGCCGGAGCCAUUGUAUUGGGAUGUUUGGUGCUUUUCACAUCUUUUGGUUGUGUCAUCGCCUGUCACACAUGGCAAGCAAGACUUUGUUGGUCAUUUUCAAGAGAUAAAGGUUUACCUCUUUCUCGUUUAUGGUCUCAAAUCAGUCCUCAGGCUGGUGUUCCCUUAAAUGCUCAUUUGAUGUCGUGUGCAUGGAUUUCUUUGAUCGGCUUACUAUAUUUGGCAUCAACAACUGCCUUCAAUUCUUUGAUUACUGGAUGUAUUGCAUUCCUCCUGUUAUCCUACUCCAUCCCCGUUAUAUGUCUUUUGAUGAAAAAGCGUCAAAUCAAUCACGGUCCAUUCUGGUUGGGCUGGUUCGGUUACCUUUCAAAUUUUGUUCUAUUAGGUUGGUCAGUCUUUUGUAUUGUAUUCUUUUCCUUUCCUGCAGUUCUACCAGCUGAGAAAGAUAACAUGAAUUAUGUGGCCGUUGUCAUUGUUGGCUACACUGCCUAUGCACUGCUCUAUUGGAGAUUUAAGGGCCGUAAAGAAUUCACAGCUGUAAUAGAAGAAGAAGAGGAGACUCUUCAUAAUACUAUAGAUCCUUACGAAGUUAGUAGUAUCAAUCAAGGGUUGGAAAAAUCCGGAGAAACGCAAACCCAGUAA